Messenger RNA from Frankliniella occidentalis (western flower thrips), 1653 nucleotides. RefSeq names its product protein saal1. The transcript has 8 exons. Bases 264 to 1610 code for a protein of 448 amino acids. Lineage: Eukaryota; Metazoa; Arthropoda; Insecta; Thysanoptera; Thripidae. The record is from RefSeq and is a predicted model, not a curated record.
UUUCCUAUCCCUCUCAACUCUAGAUCUCCUGGUCUGGUCUGCUCACCCUGCUCAUUGUCUGCUAUUGUUUAUUACGUGAUAGAUGACUCUACGGGUCCGAUUCCAGAUUUUCUGUCGCACUUAAAAUGGCUCGAAGUCAAACUGAUUUCUGUUGAAAUAAGCUGUGUUAAUUUUGGAGUUGAGACAAUUCCUUUUGUUAAAAAGAAUCAAUCAUAUGUUUAAAUUUUUUUAAGCUCCGUGAAAUUUUGUCAAUAUUCAUCAAAAUGGAUAUUGGAAUGGUCCCUGAUGAGGUUGAUGCAAGGACUAGCAACGUUGAGGCUGCAAACCUUCCUGACUUUGACAAACUGAAAGGAGAUGCCAUCGGGAGCACUUUAUACAGUGAAAGUGCUUUACUUAAAACAUUGAUGACCUUAUCGAAGGAAACUGGUGAUAAUUGGUCAGAGCAGAUGGAGGAGCAGCUUUGCUCUCUGUGGGACAUGACAUUUGAAGAAGAUGUGAUAACCCUUCUCAUGCAACAUGAUUUUGUUCAUCUUGCCUGCCAUGUUAUUCAAGUUACGUCGGAACCCAGACUCAUUGAGAUACUUGUUGGGGUAUUAGGAAACAUGACAGCUCUGAAGAGCGCUCGUCAGAGUUUGUCUCAAUCAAGCACAGCAGAGCAGUUGCUUUCAUUGCUUUCAUCUUCUGACACACCUACCUUACUACAGCUUGUUCGCCUUCUGAAUUCUUGUGUGUGGCAUGUCAAUAGAAUUUCCCACUCAUCUGACGGACAGGAUGAAGAUGAGCACUCAGAAUCACAGUCUGAAGUUGAUGUGUGGGUUGAACUCCUGAAAAACUCUGCAAUGUCUCUUAAUGAGAACUUAUCUUUCAUUCUGAGGAGCUCCACAAAUGAAGAGCUUUUGCAAUCAACAUUGGAACUUCUUAACAACCUGUGUUGCAUCACAUCAAAAAAUCAAUAUUUCAGCGCAUUUCUUUCUACCUCAGUUAUGUUGCAGGGUUUGAAUGAGGCUCUUCAUCAGUUACUCAAUGUUGGUAGCAGUCUUAGUGACACAAACAACAUAGUAUGGGAGGAUAAAAUUGAAAAAGCAGCUCAACACUGGUCCCAAACUUUGAGUACUUUCACAUUACAUGAGACAGGCAUUGUUCUCCUGAACGACCAAAGACAAAUCAUCAUGAGAAGCUUGUGCUGCAUUCUUGACCCUCUCUGCUCACAAGAAAACAUGUUCCCAUUGAACUCUGUUAAAUUAGAAGUCUUGGAUUCCCUUGUUGAUAUUCUCGAGUGUCUUAAAAAUAAACGCAGUUACUGUCCACCUGCCAUCCUUCCAAGACUGCUGACCAUACUUUCUCUUAUAUCACCUGUUAAAGAAUAUGAUGGAGAAACUGAAUGGAGGGGAAUGGAGAAUGAAGAAGAUUCAAAAAAACAUUCAGAAAUACUAAGAAGACUGCAUAAUUAUUGUUCAUCUGUGUUAAGUGAAAUUGAAACACCACAGUUUUUGGAGGGUUUUGGAGAUGAUUCAUUUUCUAAGGCUAAAAAAUUGUUAUCCAACUUACUGAAAUGUUCAGAUAGUAAUGUAGGUAGAAUUGUAGAUAUAAUUAAAAGGCAUCUGAAAUAACAAUUGGUUAAAUAAAUCAACUUAAAUAAAAAUAUUUUCUCCA